Messenger RNA from Abrus precatorius (Indian licorice), 4371 nucleotides. Its product is annotated as calcium-transporting ATPase 1. Gene Ontology annotation, biological process: calcium ion transmembrane transport. The coding region runs from base 361 to 3420 and encodes 1019 amino acids. Gene Ontology annotation, molecular function: P-type calcium transporter activity; ATP hydrolysis activity; calmodulin binding. NCBI's taxonomy places the organism in Eukaryota, Viridiplantae, Streptophyta, Magnoliopsida, Fabales, Fabaceae. Gene Ontology annotation, cellular component: intracellular membrane-bounded organelle; membrane. The transcript has 8 exons. The record is from RefSeq and is a predicted model, not a curated record.
UUGACGUUAGUAAAUCAAUAGAUGUAGAUCUGAAAAAAUAUUUACACAAUUUUUUUUUUUAAUUUAUCGGUUUUAAAACAUUGGUGAGUGUUAGUGGGAGUGCAAAACGUGGCUUGCUUGGUGAGUGAAGUUGAGUUGACGAUUGGGUGGUUUGGCGUGUCUCUGAUUCUUGUUGACGCUGGUUGAAGCCGAUACACGAUUUCUGCACUUGGAAGCUUUUGUGUCUUGGAACUCAAGUAUCUUAGUGUUUAAGCGGAUAUCAUAAAUCUCUGUUAUUCUGCUACUUUUAUUUACAGCAACAGAGGAAGAGACAUAGGUGUUGUGUAGUGAGGUUGAAUGAGCUAAGGCUAAGUUGAAUAGAUGGAGAGCUAUCUGAAUGAGAAUUUUGGGGAUGUGAAGGCCAAAAACUCAUCGGAAGAAGCGCUUCAGAGAUGGAGGAAGCUCUGUUGGCUCGUUAAGAACCGCAAAAGGAGGUUUCGCUUCACAGCUAAUCUCUCCAAGCGAUUUGAAGCUGAGGCUAUUAGACGCUCCAAUCAGGAGAAAUUCAGAGUUGCAGUGUUGGUUUCACAAGCUGCACUUCAGUUUAUCCAUGGUUUAAAUUUGUCAAGUGAGUACACUGUACCCGAAGAAGUUAAAGCUGCAGGUUUUGAAAUUUGUGCUGAUGAGCUAGCAUCAAUUGUUGAGGGACGUGAUGUGAAGAAGUUGAAAAUUCAUGGUGGGGUUGAGGGGAUCACAAACAAACUCAACACCUCAGUCGAUGAUGGGAUUUCAACUUCCGAGCACUUGCUGAAUCAGAGAAAAGAAAUCUAUGGAAUUAAUAAAUUCACUGAAAGCCCUGUCCGGGGAUUUUGGGUCUUUGUAUGGGAAGCCCUUCAAGAUACAACCCUCAUGAUACUUGCUGUCUGUGCCUUGGUCUCUUUGGUAGUUGGCAUGAUAAUGGAAGGGUGGCCCAAGGGUGCACAGGAUGGAAUUGGUAUUGUUGCAAGCAUAUUGCUUGUAGUGUUCGUCACUGCCACAAGUGAUUACAGACAAUCACUGCAGUUUAAGGAUCUAGAUAGAGAGAAGAAAAAAAUUACAGUUCAGGUCACUAGAAAUGGCUGUAGACAGAAGAUUUCAAUAUAUGAUCUGCUUCCUGGUGAUAUUGUUCAUCUUAAUAUUGGAGAUCAAGUCCCUGCUGAUGGGCUUUUUGUGUCUGGUUUCUCUGUGUUAAUAAAUGAAUCAAGUUUGACGGGAGAAAGUGAACCAGUGAAUGUCAGUGACCUUAAUCCUUUUCUUCUGUCUGGAACCAAAGUUCAGGAUGGAUCAUGCAAGAUGCUUGUUACUACUGUUGGAAUGAGGACGCAGUGGGGUAAACUAAUGGCUACUCUAAGUGAAGGGGGAGAUGAUGAAACACCCUUGCAGGUAAAGCUCAACGGUGUUGCUACCAUUAUUGGGAAAAUAGGCCUCUUUUUUGCAGUAGUGACUUUUUCUGUGUUGGUCCAAGGGCUAUUUAGCCGCAAGCUGCGAGAAGGAUCCCAGUGGAUGUGGUCUGGUGAUGAUGCUAUGGAAAUCGUAGAAUUCUUUGCUAUUGCUGUUACUAUUGUUGUUGUUGCUGUUCCGGAAGGUUUACCUUUAGCUGUAACAUUGAGCCUUGCUUUUGCCAUGAAAAAGAUGAUGAAUGAUAAGGCCCUUGUCCGUCACUUGGCUGCUUGUGAGACAAUGGGAUCAGCCACUACUAUCUGCAGUGACAAGACCGGCACACUAACUACUAACCACAUGACUGUUGUAAAAGCUUGCAUAUGUGGGACGAUUAAAGAAGUAAAAAGUUCUCUGGUCUAUUCUGAUUUCUUAUGUGAUAUCCCUGAUUCUGCUUUGGCAAUUCUACUUGAAUCAAUAUUUAACAACACUGGAGGAGAAGUUGUCAAAAACAAAGAUGAGAAGAUUGAGAUUCUGGGAUCACCAACUGAGACCGCACUCUUAGAAUUUGGGCUGUCACUUGGUGGUGAUUUUCACAAAGAACGACAAGUGUCAAAACUUGUGAAAGUUGAACCUUUUAAUUCUAUAAAGAAGCGCAUGGGGGUGGUUCUACAGCUCCCUGAUGGUGUUUUCCGAGCACACUGCAAAGGUGCCUCUGAAAUUAUUCUAGAUGCAUGUGACAAAUUUCUAGACUCAAGUGGUGAGGUUGUUCCCCUCGAUAAAGACUCCAUCAGCCACUUGAAGGAUACAAUUGAAAAUUUUGCUGGUGAAGCUCUCCGAACACUUUGCCUUGCUUACAUGGAUAUUCAUGAUGAAUUUUCUGUUGAAAAUACUAUUCCUAUUAAGGGUUACACUUGUAUAGGAAUUGUGGGUAUUAAAGAUCCAGUUCGUCCUGGUGUUCGAGAGUCUGUCGCCAUUUGCAGGUCAGCUGGUAUUGCUGUUAGGAUGGUUACUGGAGACAACAUUAAUACUGCAAAGGCUAUUGCUAGAGAAUGUGGAAUUUUAACGGACGGUAUAGCAAUUGAAGGCCCCGAGUUUCGUGAGAAGAGUGAAGAGGAAUUGCUUGAUAUCAUUCCAAAAAUUCAGGUAAUGGCUCGAUCUUCACCCAUGGAUAAGCAUACCCUGGUGAAACACUUGAGGACAACAUUUGAAGAGGUUGUUUCAGUUACCGGUGAUGGUACAAAUGAUGCUCCAGCACUUCACGAAGCAGACAUUGGACUUGCAAUGGGUAUUGCUGGAACUGAGGUAGCAAAAGAAAGUGCUGAUGUAAUAAUAUUAGAUGAUAACUUUUCCACUAUUGUGACCGUAGCCAAAUGGGGCCGCUCAGUCUACAUAAACAUACAGAAAUUUGUGCAGUUCCAGCUUACUGUAAAUAUUGUCGCUUUGAUUGUCAACUUCUCUUCUGCCUGUUUGACAGGAAAUGCUCCCCUCACUGCGGUUCAACUACUAUGGGUCAACAUGAUUAUGGACACUCUUGGAGCACUUGCACUAGCCACUGAACCUCCUACUGAUGACUUGAUGAAAAGACCGCCUGUUGGGAGGAAAGGAAACUUUAUCAGUAAUGUGAUGUGGAGAAAUAUCUUGGGGCAGUCUAUAUAUCAAUUUGUUGUAAUCUGGUUCCUCCAGACAAGAGGAAAAGUAGUUUUUCAUCUUAAUGGCCCGGAUUCUGAUCUAAUGUUGAAUACACUCAUUUUUAAUUCAUUUGUGUUCUGUCAGGUUUUCAAUGAGAUUAGUUCCAGAGAUAUGGAGAGGAUAAAUGUAUUUGAAGGUAUACUGAAGAAUUACGUGUUUGUAGCUGUCCUCACUUGCACUAUCAUCUUUCAAAUCAUAAUUGUUGAAUUCUUGGGCACCUAUGCAAACACAUCUCCUCUUAGUUUGAAGCAGUGGUUUGGUAGUGUGCUCCUUGGAGUCUUCGGCAUGCCAAUUGCAGCAGCUUUGAAGAUGAUCCCUGUGGGAUCCAUGUAAAAUAAAUUCAGACAAAUUAGGCAUUUUGGACUUCAGUUCCUUGUAUCAACUGAGGAUGUAACUACUAUAGUUACUGAUGAGCAAUUAAACUGGGGAAAUUUUUGAGGUUUGAUACCCUGGGGAGGCAUCAUCGAUGAUGGAACAUGCACUUGGAUAUUUUGUCUAAUCAAUGCCGGCAGGAUAGCUAAUUAUGAAUGUACAGGAUACUGCUUGGUAUCUGUUGUACUGAGGAAGAAAACAAUCAUCUUUUAUCUUCGAAUGUCUCAAGUUCCAACAAUAGUUUGGUUUAAAUCUGGAGUAUCCAUCUGGAAGUUUUUGAGGAUAUUUUCUUUAGUCUGUGGCUCAACUUUCUAUUAUUGUCAACUGGCAAAUAUCAAGAAAAACAGCUUUUAUCUUUUGCAUGUGGCUAUGAAAUGUAUCUGUUGGGAAGAGAAUUAUGUUUAAUAUGCAUAUAUCACAAAUUCUCAUCUUCUGGAAUUUAAGUGAAGUUCUUUCAGUUAAACAUGUACGCCAUCUCAUUGUGAUCAGAAAUUAUCUCUGGCAGGUUGGUUCCUUUGGCCGAGGGAAGUUAAUUUUGGUACUGCAGUUAGCCAGGAAUAUUCGUGGAUACCUAUUAUUUUAUUGGUGGAGAUCAGGAGGACAAUGUCAAGAAGUACAAAGUGCUUUAAUUUAAUCCUAAUGAAGCAGAGGGUAUCGAGGCAAAUUUUGGCUUCUCAGGUACUCAAUGGAUGGAAAGAUCAUUAGGUCUAUUGUUAAAGAAUUGCAUUUGCUCUAGCUCCACACUACCUUCAUUGUUCUAUCAAUUGGGCAGCUCCAGCUAGUGUAUCUGAUUUAAUCUAUUUUGCUUCGGUACUCUUAUAAUUUUCAGUGCUGAGGCCGUUGGAAUAAAAUUAUUUGGUCGUUUGAACUUUGUUGUAGGUCAAAAUUUUAAUCUAGAACUAACCUAAAGCC